GAAGGGCCAGAAGGUGUUUUCCCACCCAGAGCACCGAGGAGGCACCCUCGGCCUCUCUGUUCACACCCCUACCCCAAGCUGCUCCUCACAACUCCUGGACUGUUCUGGAAGAGUGGGAGCAGCCCGGCGGGCUCUAAGGACCCGGUAGUAAGAUUGUGCCACCAGGAUUUAUCCAAAGAAAGAGAUGGCUGAAACUGGUGGAAAAGAACAAACAAAAUGGACAACGACUGUUAUUAUGAGCUCAUCUCUUAAGAGUUGUGAAAUUGCGACUGCCCUAGAAAAUCAAAGCCACAAGAUUCGGUAUUCAGAUUCAGUGGAAAAUGGAGCAAUUAUAUUUUCUCUUUCUGGUGUUGCAUUUUUAUUGAUGGAUACUAAAGAAUGUCUGAUGUCAGCUGAAGAAGCAGUCUUAGCCAGAAUUGAAAAGUUUAUUAAUAUUCACCAAAACAGUUUUUUGAUUCUGUCUGCUGCCCUCCAUGGGCUUGAAGAAUGGAAACUAAUGUUCAGGAUUCAGCAGAGAUUCCUGGGUAGGAACUUACGGAUAAUUCCAGUACAUAACACAGUAAAUGCUAUUAAUCUGAUGUGCACUGUAGCUAAGACUGCUUCUAAACCAUACAUAGAUAAUAUCUGCUACAGAAUGGUCACAACUAAAGCUUACAUCAUUGAGCAAAGUCCCGUUUGGAAAACACUUCAAAAGAUAAAACUGAGUGGUGACUUAAUUAACUCAGAUUAGCGUAUCAAUUAUAAAUGUACUUUUGGAAGAACAUUAAAAUAAUUAGACCUGUUAAAUCACAAUAUUCAAAUAAUAUUUCAAGAUGUUGAUAACAUGUAUACAAUUAGAAGUUUUAUUUUAGGAGUUUUGUUGAGUGAUUCUUUUAAUAAUGUGUAUGUACAUAUAUUGUAAAAGUCAGAUGCCCUUAUUUUUUAACAAUUUUUUUAG
Molecule: messenger RNA, 937 nt
Organism: Tupaia belangeri chinensis (Chinese tree shrew)
Lineage: Eukaryota; Metazoa; Chordata; Mammalia; Scandentia; Tupaiidae
Gene: CUNH1orf146
Product: chromosome unknown C1orf146 homolog
Exons: 6
Coding region: 185-730 (181 amino acids)
Biological process (GO): reciprocal meiotic recombination; synaptonemal complex assembly
Cellular component (GO): chromosome
Source: RefSeq, a predicted model, not a curated record